Molecule: messenger RNA, 1584 nt
Organism: Drosophila novamexicana
Lineage: Eukaryota; Metazoa; Arthropoda; Insecta; Diptera; Drosophilidae
Exons: 4
Coding region: 201-1250 (349 amino acids)
Source: RefSeq, a predicted model, not a curated record
UGCGGACGUGUCUGCGGCUAACAGAAGUGCAUAUAUUCCAAAGCUGUGAUUCAUAACAGACAUUCAGUUAACAUAGCGACCAACAGAUACGUUAAUUUAACAGCUUGCAAAUUAAAUGCCUGCUGCAACUUUGGCGCCACCAAACGAUGCGCUAAGCAUACAAAUUUGAGCAACAACAGCAAAAAAACACGUAACAGCUUAUGUUAAUUAAAAUGAUUGCAACAAGAACAAUAACUUUAACAACAAUGGUAACAAGAACAUAUGCGGCAACAAGCUGGCGCUGGCUAUGUUUAUGCUGCUUGCUUUGCCUGGCUGCAGCGGCUCAGGCUGAUGGCAGCGGGAGCGGUAGCGGUAGCAACUCCUCACCCAAGUCAUUGGCAAUGCCAACGCCAGCGACUGCCAAGGAUGCCGCGCAUAUGUAUAAAAUCAAGAGGCAGGACAAAUACCAACAGCAGCAGUUGCAGCUGCGUGCCAGUCAGAGCGAUGUGGUGCCAGCUCCUUUGUCCGGCACAAAGCAACAAAAACAACUGACAAGAGGCGCUCAUGGACUCAACAAGAAGCUGCUCAACAAAAUGGGCUUCAUGAAGGUGAAGGCGCCCAAUAGCCACAACCGGAAACGCUUGGCGGUUGAGUCACGACGUCACGCAUCGCGGGAUGAUUCACACAUGUUCAUCAUCAAAUUGCCGCCAAAUCUGCACUACUAUACAGCGCCCAACAGCAUGCGGAAUGCGCUGGAUGUGGCAGCAAAGGGGCAGCAGCAGCAACAGUCGCAGUUGCCGCAUCAAAUGAGCAACAGCAACACAAAGUCUCCGGCGACUCCAGGGGCAAGCGAGGCGUUGGCGUUGAAAGCUAACGGGAAAAAGGUCUCGUUUCCGUUCAGCUCGAAUGGACGACCAGGCCGUAUCUAUCAUUGGAAUCUGCCCGUCUUAAAGCAGGCGCUGCACAAGAAACCGCAUUUUGCGCACGUCUCGGCCGAGGAUCGCAAUCGUCUGCUGGACAUUGAGAAGAUACCGACAUGGCGCAAACCCUGGGAGAACGAUACCAUCGAGAAGUCCUUUACGGCGGGCAGCGGCAAAUCCAAAUAUAAGAAAUCGUUGAAACAGAAAUCUCCCACAUAUUAUGCGCCCGCACAGGCGGUUAACAAGCAGAGCUUCCAUAAAUAUUUUGCGGGCAAUGGCAAGCCGAAGGGCUUCUACGUGAUCAAGGAGCAUCAGACAAAGCCGCAGUUCUACCAGAAUAUCAUAUCAUAAGUUCAACUUUCACAUUUUCUUUGUAUUCCGCUGUCGAUUGACCUGGGCAUGCAUCUAUAAGACUGUGGUGUGGGCAUUUGCUAAUAAUUAUAUAUAUUUUUAUUUAUGUACCACUCGUAUAACUAUUUAAAUAUCAGCCUAUGGCUAGUAAAACUAACUGCGAGUAGAGUUCCAGUCUAAUGUGGACUGUUUUUAUUUCAAACAUUUUUCCGUCCAAUUUCUGCAAAAGUAAAAAUGUAUUUUUUAUAAAAAAAAACUGUAACUGUGCUUGUGCCACCCCACGUUGGGCGCCACAAAGGCAACUGUGACUAACAAUCAACUGGAAUUUAUUAUG